This is a messenger RNA of Aspergillus fumigatus Af293, 1098 nucleotides long. The record is from RefSeq and is a predicted model, not a curated record. NCBI's taxonomy places the organism in Eukaryota, Fungi, Ascomycota, Eurotiomycetes, Eurotiales, Aspergillaceae.
AUGGGAGACGAGGAUAGCAUGAAUUCAUGCUCAGAAAGACAGGCCUAUCAGGAUGUGCCAAUUUCAAAUGGAGUCAGUCUUUCAGGUGUACUGCCUGUGCGCCGGUCUCCUGGUGGUCAUGCGGGGGAUAUGAUAGGAUCGUCGAGGCACCCAUCUGCUAGGUCGGUUCAGCAAGCACAGAUCCCGCAGUCCAAAAACUUCGAGAUUGUCCUCGUUACAGAUAACGAGUCACGGCGUCAGGUCCGCCGCCAUGCAAUGCGGCAAUAUAUGCGUCAGCGGCGCUUGGACAGCAUUGCUCGUCUGGAGACGCCUCGCUUGCCAAUUGGUGGUUGGGUCAACCGCCAGGUACUAUCGGAAGCUUCAUCAUCCAGCAUUCCACCCUCUCCAGUUGAAAUCCCUGUCAAAGACACUUCUCCAGAGGAGGAGAAGUCAUCUCUAGUAAAAGAUGGGGAGCCAUGCACCCCAGUAAGUUGGACAGGGCCACUGAUGCCCUUGGCGUCGAAAUCAUCCAAAGUCAAAACUGAAGAACCGUCCUCUCCUUCCUUCCCCAACGUUAGCUAUACACUAUCAGAUCCUCGUUCCAGCCCUGGUCACGGGGCCGUGGAGGAUCCAUUUAGCUGUUAUCCAAUCCCUGUUAGUCACUCUGACCAUGAGUUAAUUCAACACUGUAAGUUCUUCCUUGGAAGCCCGUAUUCCCAUACAGAUCACGCCGAUCUUGAUACCAGUGCAAGAGGGGCGUCUGCCAGAACAAUCUUGAUCUCGUUGUCUGGUGGCUUACACUGCAAAGUUAUUGUGACAUAUCCAUCCAUGAUGUAUAAAUUUGCCGAUUCCGUCGCGAACAACCCAAUGAUGGAGAUUUUUCGACAGCUUGCGCUGCACGACAAUCUUUCAUUCCAAGCGAUGCUUGCUAUUGCCUCAAAGCACCGAGCUGGAGUGGAAGGCAAGGCGGACUCUGUUCAAAGCCUCACUCAUAAGAUGCGGGCACUUCGAUUAAUAAACGAGCGAAUACACACCGACUCCCAAGGCCUGCAAGAUGGUACAAUAUACGCCGUAGCCACAAUGGCAGUUAUUGAGGUGAUAACUUUCCCUAUGCAUUGA